Molecule: messenger RNA, 3708 nt
Organism: Betta splendens (Siamese fighting fish)
Lineage: Eukaryota; Metazoa; Chordata; Actinopteri; Anabantiformes; Osphronemidae
Gene: fosl2
Product: FOS like 2, AP-1 transcription factor subunit
Exons: 4
Coding region: 521-1564 (347 amino acids)
Biological process (GO): regulation of transcription by RNA polymerase II
Cellular component (GO): nucleus
Molecular function (GO): DNA-binding transcription factor activity, RNA polymerase II-specific; RNA polymerase II cis-regulatory region sequence-specific DNA binding
Source: RefSeq, a predicted model, not a curated record
CAUCUCUAGGAAGUGUGGUAAAAAGGAAAAGAAAAAGUCAGAACUGUUCCAUGAACAGCAGGGCGCCCAGAUAGAAUGAAGUAGGCAAGCGACGGAAAAUACUGAGAAGAUUAGAGAGGCAAUAGUGUUUAAAGCGAAUGUUAACGUGUGUGAGUCACUCUGUAUCUGCAGGUUCACUUAUCUACUGGAUUUGACUGCCGAAGGUGUGUUACUGACUUAAUGCUGAAGUUUACGCACCUGAGAAGAUCUAGUGGUGUAGUUUAGAUUCACUGGCGGCCGAGUCAUUAAAGCACAAAGAAAGAAAUAGCUUCAUAAGUAACGCAAUAUCAGUGACAUGUUUUAGGUUAGGUUGGAGGACAAUAAUUGCAGUUUGUCAUUGGCAACUCUUCUCUGGAUAUCCCAAAGUAACAACGGCUCGUGUUAGAGGAUUUUUCUGUUGGUGCCUUUGAUCUGCGAGGAUUUUUUAAAAAAGGGGGUUCCGAGCUCAAAAGUCUCCUGAAAUCUUCCUCUUUCCUGGAUCAUGUACCAGGACUACUCCGGGAACUACGACACCUCGUCCCGCGGCAGCAGCACCUCUCCGGCCCAGCCAGAGUCCUUCACAAGCGGCAGCAGCACGAUCGGAAGUCCGAUCUCUACCUCAAGUUACCAGAAGUACAGGGUUGACAUGCCUGGCUCCAACAGUGCCUUCAUCCCCACCAUUAAUGCAAUCACGACCAGCCAAGAUCUCCAGUGGAUGGUGCAGCCCACCGUCAUCACCUCCAUGUCCAACCCUUACUCUCGCUCCCACCCGUAUGGCCAUCACUUGACCAGCGGGCCAGGGCUGCUGGGUCACAAUACGCUGCCUCGGCCAGGGGUCAUCCGCUCCAUUGGAGACGCCAGGGGCCGACGCAAGAGGGAUGAGCAGGUGAGGGACGUGGGAUGGCUGUGGCUCACCCCGGAGGAAGAAGAAAAAAGGAGGGUGAGGCGUGAGAGGAACAAGUUAGCCGCCGCCAAAUGCCGCAACCGUAGGCGAGAGCUCACCGAGAUGCUACAGGGGGAGACUGAGAAGCUGGAGGAGGAGAAAGCAGACCUCCAGAAAGAGAUUGAGAACCUACAGAAGGAGAAGGACAAGCUGGAGUUCAUGCUCGUGGCCCACAAUCCCGUGUGCAAGCUGCCCAUGGAGGAGCGCCACCAGCCGCACCAGCAGCAGUGCGCCCCGCUUCCCCUGACCAUGCGCCCCAACAUGGCUGCCCAGGCUCAGAUGAACCAGGUUAUUGUGAAGCAAGAGCCCCAGGACGACGACGUGAGCAAACCCCAGCGCUCCGUCAUCAAGCCCAUCUGCCUAAGCGGUGGUGGUGGGAUGUACUGCACAGAUGGGGAAAGCCUGAACACACCAGUGGUGGCAGCGUCGACCCCAGCCGCCACGCCCAACAACCCUAGCCUCAUAUUCACCUACCCGAACAUGAUGGAGCCCGAGAGCCCAUCACCCUCCUCCGAGUCCUGCUCCAAGGCCCACAGGCGCAGCAGCAGCAGCGGCGACCAGUCCUCAGACUCCCUCAACUCGCCGACACUCCUGGCCCUCUGAGCGAGGGCUCGGCUGCCAAAGCUGAGAAACAAACACUGUGGCUGAAGGCAAGCGUGAGGAUCGACCACUCUCCCCUCCUCCCCUCUGUCUUUCUGAAGACCCAAGAGCACAUUGAAAAGUCCAGACCAAGCUGACCGUGUGAGCCAUGUCCCUUCCAAGGGGAGACCCACAAGGGCUACGCCACGUGUUUCUCCUUGUUGUGCUUCAGUGUAAUAUUUUUUAUCGGUAGACACAUGCGCUCUGAACCCAAACGAGUCUCACCCUUUUGCCAUUUCAACUCGGGUGUCAACUUGUUUACCGAGCGUUACCGGCGUAUUUUGGAAGACAUGCCUGCAUCUGGCAAUUCUAAGUCGACAUGACUUAAACUCAAGAGCAUAUUCUAUUGUUUGUUUUUUUUGUUCCUUUCGUUUGGAAAAAUCUCUAAAAAGCCAUGUUGCACUCUGCCAAGACGAAUCAAUAAAUCACUAAACGAGGUCAGCAUUCUACUGGAAUUUUUAAGGAGAAAAAGAGACAAUGAGCAAAGACUUCCUCUCAUCUAUUUUUCUUUCCGGUUUUAUUCGUCCUUUUCCCACCUUAGACCUUGAUUCAGGAAUUGCUACUAAAAGUGUGUACACGUUGAUGAUGUUAUUUUCAUCUCUUUAAUUGUAUUUAUGGCCUGUGAUGAUUCAGUUUCUACGAUGUGUUUUGUUGAGACAUUGUCCUCUCCUUAAUCUGCCUGUAGAAAAGCAAAGCGCUCAAAGCAGGGUGACUUAAGCACUCCUCAGUGUUGCAAAGGAUACGAGCCAACUGUCAACUAGUUCCUCAAUACUCUAUACCUUCUAUUUUGCCAUAGUGGCUUGACUUUACAGUAGUAUUGGUGUGCUUUUCCUCAGUGAUUCUGUACCUUUAUGACUAAGUGUAUGUGAUUUACAUUGAUGUCAGGGAAAAUCUCUCGUUUGUAGUAGAACCCCAUCGUGAGCCGCGCAGGGGCGCAGGCUGUGGACUGGUCUGGCCCGUGUUGCAGAGAUGGUACUGUCACAUGGAUGGAAGAAACAGAAGAUUUGUCUUUUUGCACAGACAUGAAAGGUUUGAACAAAAACCUCCUCCACCAGAUCCUGCACUCUUUUUGUUUCUUACACUUCUAAAUAAUAAAAUGUCUUACCUUUAUUUUCCUUUCAAUAUUGCCUCCCAGAGGCAGGUCAGGUUUCAAAAAGCCAAAAAGGUCUGUAUGACGUGUAAUCCUGUUAUUCAUUAGUCUCUGUCUGAAUGGAGGGAUUUUGCUCAAAUGUAAGAAAAAGAAAAGCCACUGUGGUCUAGACUGUCGCCAGCUGCCAAUGAUGUCAACUCUGUUUAUACUGUGUUUGUAAAUCUGUCAGGUUUAGUAAAGAAAUUAUGUUUAAACUCAACUCAGAUGUGCUGAUUUAUAGGUGUGUGAACAUACAGCGACCUGGAGGUACUUGGUAGAAACGUAGUGGAAGCUCCACUGGCUUUACAGGCCAGUUCAGCGUUCGACUAUGGGGAAGGAAUAAGAGGCAACACCGUGCAAGGAUGUAACAAAGUUCUAUGAGGCACUUCUUUUGCGUUAUUUUUACUUGUGUAUCUUAAAGGGACGAGGGGUUUCAAUACUGUGCACUGAGAAAAACACAACAGCGUUAUUCGGGAGCUUUUCAUUUACUUCAAACAUUCCUAAUGGAUAUUCUGCCAGGUGUUGAAGGGAGGGGCUGUGUCAUCUUUGCUUGAAGCCUUUUUGUUUGUGUGUAUUUUGAGGAAUUAAAAGUGGCUGGGAGAUUCUGUUGCGCAAAACACUUUGAAACACAAAACAAGCUGCUGCUACAUGUUGGAAGUGAGCGUGUGAGCUCAUUAGAUGUAACAGGACAGAUUUCAUCCUGUGUGACAACGUGAAUAACCAAAAACGUAACUGCAGGCAAGUCUGAUAUGUCUGUAUGUUGAAAUGAUCUGAGGCCCCCUCGACACAUAGGAAAGCCAUUGACUGUAGAUUUCUGCUGUACAUGUCAUCUACUGUCUGUCACCUGUUUUCAACUAUUGCUUCUUUUCCAAAUGCUUUAACUGUUUAAAAUGAUUCAAAAUGAAUAAAAACAGCAAUAUGUAAGCAGUGUUUGUUAAUUUAAAUGACUAAUAAUAAAAAAUCAUUUUGAACUUGGAAA